CUCCCACUUUGCACGGCCACCUGGAAUCAUGUCUCCAAGCAGGAAAUUCUUCGUUGGGGGAAACUGGAAGCUGAAUGGAGACAAGAAGAGCCUGGGGGACCUCAUCACCGUCCUAAAUAACGGCAAAAUCCACGAUGACACAGAGGUGGUCUGUGGCGCACCUUCCAUCUACCUGGACUUUGCACGUCAGAAGCUUGAUGGAAAAUUUGGAGUUUCUGCGCAGAACUGUUACAAAGUCGCCAAAGGUGCUUUCACUGGAGAGAUCAGCCCAGCUAUGAUUAAAGAUGUUGGGGCCACCUGGGUGAUUCUUGGGCACUCUGAGAGGCGGCAUGUGUUUGGCGAGUCAGAUGAGCUGAUUGGCCAGAAAGUAGCACAUGCACUGUCAGAGAGCAUUGGCGUGAUUGCCUGUAUCGGGGAGAAGUUGGACCAACGUGAGGCUGGGAUCACAGAGAAAGUGGUUUUUGAACAGACAAAAGCCAUUGCAGACAAUGUGAAGGACUGGAGCAAGGUGGUUCUUGCAUAUGAGCCAGUCUGGGCCAUUGGCACUGGCAAAACUGCCACCCCCCAGCAAGCCCAGGAGGUGCAUAUCAAGCUCCGCGAGUGGCUAAAAACCAAUGUUUCCGAAGAUGUUGCAAAAACUGUCAGAAUCAUCUAUGGAGGUUCUGUCACUGGUGGCACUUGCAAAGAACUGGCAUCACAGCCUGAUAUCGAUGGCUUCCUGGUCGGAGGAGCUUCACUGAAACCAGAAUUUAUUGACAUCAUAAAUGCCAAGCAUUAACUUUGUUCAAUUGCAAUGUCCCCUUUCCCUUCUCUCCUGAACGGCUUAGGGCGGGGUUGGUAAACGUUGGUCCUCCGAGCUGCAUGUCCACAACAGUCUUUUCUCUUGGUGCACCUCCAUCUGGUGUCUAGCAGCGGACUAGCGUUGACAAACCCUACCAUAGAACGAAAACCUAUUCACUGUGUCUGUAGCUCAAUCUGUCCUGGGUAUUGUGUGGGGGGAAUCGAUGUUACUGUAAAAUAUAAAAUUAAGUUAAACAAAUUA
Molecule: messenger RNA, 1042 nt
Organism: Pelobates fuscus (common spadefoot toad)
Lineage: Eukaryota; Metazoa; Chordata; Amphibia; Anura; Pelobatidae
Gene: TPI1
Product: triosephosphate isomerase 1
Exons: 7
Coding region: 29-778 (249 amino acids)
Biological process (GO): glyceraldehyde-3-phosphate biosynthetic process; gluconeogenesis; glycolytic process
Cellular component (GO): cytosol
Molecular function (GO): triose-phosphate isomerase activity
Source: RefSeq, a predicted model, not a curated record